Bombyx mandarina (wild silkworm) is the source of this 850-nucleotide messenger RNA. It is a transcript of the gene tej, whose product is annotated as tejas. Gene Ontology annotation, biological process: G protein-coupled receptor signaling pathway. Lineage: Eukaryota; Metazoa; Arthropoda; Insecta; Lepidoptera; Bombycidae. Gene Ontology annotation, cellular component: membrane. The record is from RefSeq and is a predicted model, not a curated record. Gene Ontology annotation, molecular function: histamine receptor activity.
AAAAUUUAAUGUUUCCGAAGCGAAGCGAGGGCGGGUUGCUAGUUAUAAAUAUGUGUUUCGGAGCAGGGAUUCGAUUGUAAAAAGAUUAAGGGAUUGUGUAAGGACCCGGUGUGCGCCCCGGGUAGUGAACGGGGAGUAUCCUUCCUUGUCAGUGUGAAGGAUGUGUGUCCAGGACCCGGACGUGUUCCCGUCGGACUGUCUGCAGUACAUGGAGAGCGUGCCGCCGCCCGGGCCGUGCGCGGAGCCCGGGGCGCUGCUCGAGGUGCUGGUGGGGGAGGUGUACUCCCCUUCGCACUUUUGGCUCAUCCGGCUCGGGGACCACUACAACAUUGCCAUGGAGAACAUCAUGGACGAAAUGAACGCGUACUACGGGGCGGGCGGCGCGGGCUCGGCGCGGCGGCUGGCGGUGGGCGCCGUGCGGGCGGGCCACUACGUCGCCGCGCUGUACGCCGCCCACUGGCACCGCGCGCUCAUCGUGCAGCUGCUGGACGCCGACCUGGUGAAGGUGCGGCACGUGGACUACGGCACGGUGAGCCGCGCGCGCGUGGCCGAGCUGCGGCCNNNNGCAGGCGUGGCGCGCCCGCCUGGCCGGCGCCCGGCCCGCCGCCCGGGGCCGCCGCUGGCCGCGCCCCGCCGCCGCGCACUUCCUAAACCUCAUCUCAUUUGUCAUUCAUCUUUAAAAUUAAUUAUUCCGGGGCUUCCUGAGAGCUAUGUCGUGUCCUCGGCUGGAGGCAGGGUCUUGGCUGUACCUUCGGUAUUGCUGACAUCCAUGAGCGAUGGUGAUCAAUUACCACCACAGUUGUCUGACUACAAGCGCAAAAAAUGGCAUUGCGUUAUGGUUGUUACUUGA